AUGAACCAAAUUUGUCCAAAACGCAACCAUUAUCAACUCUCCAAAGUUAAAUUCCAAAACAGUGACAUCUUUUUGAGUGCCUGUCAAAGCGGGGAUGAAGACGAAGUUGAAGAACUUUUGAAAAAAGGGUCUGAUAUUAAUUCUUCGAAUAUUGAUGGAGUGACUGCUCUUCAUCAGGCUGUUAUUGACGGAAAUAUGGACAUUGUUCGCUUUCUAGUCCAACACAAUGCGGAUAUUAAUGCUCAAGAUAAUGAAGGGUGGACACCUUUACAUACUGCUGUUUGUUGUGGAAAUUUGAAUAUUGCAAAAUAUUUGUAUGAAAACAAUGCAGAUUUGGCUUGUGUAAAUAGUGACAGAGAAUUACCUGUAGAUUUGGCAGAAAAUGAUGAAAUGAGAAAUUUUUUGGAGGAGGUUAUGCGGUUAAAAGAAGUUGAUGAAAGGAAGGCCAGGGAAAGUGAAUUUAAUGCAAUGCUUGAAGAUUGUGACAGAUGGAUUCAAUCUGGUAAAUGUCUUGACACACCUCAUCCAAAGACUGGAGCGACUGCUUUACACGUGGCUGCUUCUAAAGGAUAUGUUCAACUUAUUGAGAAGUUAAUCAAUGCGGGCGCGGAUAUUAACGCUCCUGAUUUUGAAGGUUGGACGCCUUUACAUGCAGCUGCUCAUUGGGGAGAACGUGAAGCUUGCCGUAUACUUGUAGAAAAUGGGGCGAAUUUUGAUACUUUGACUUAUUUUGGACAUUCUGUUUUGUCUGUAGCUGAUAAAUCGAUUGAAGAAUAUUUGUACAAUUUAAAAGAGGAACAAGAAAAAGCUCGUUUGGAUGAAGCAGCAAAGAUGUCCGCAAUAAAUGAAGACAUUAAUGAAGAAGACGAGAAUGAGAAGACUAGUAUUAAUCAAGUUAAAGAAGGUUCAGUGGAGAGCGGAAAUAGUAAUGGAAGUAAUAAUAAUGAAGAAGAAGACGAAGCGACGGCAGAAGAAGUUGAACAAGUUCAAGUUGAUGAAGAAGUUCAGGCAACCUCAGCAACUUCAAGCAGUCAAGUUCCAAGUAAUAGUCAUUCAACUUCUCCAAGUGUAGAAGAAAAUUCUUCAUCAAAUACUGGUUCUGGAAUUAGUUCAAUCCAAACAACAAGUAGAUCUGUUACUCCUAAAGAUCGUUCCUCAAGUUUGUACAGCAGCGAUCAAAGUGUUCAAUGCACUAUUAGAGCAGGAGUUCCAACAACAAAUAAAUCAAUGAAUUUAGAAGAUCGUUCAACUUCCUCUUCUCCAAGUAUUUCAACAUCUACUUCAACAAGUUUAAAUAGUAAUUCAAUUGCAAAAUCAACUCAACAACAGACACAUCAAAAGUCUGCUGUAUUAAGAGCUGCUGAAGAAACUGUUAAGCGUCUCCGUCGUCAACUACCAGUCGUUCAGUCAACAGUUACACGAAUUCCCUUAACUCCCUUACCUAAUGAAAGAGCAAAAUCUUCUUCUGUUGAUUGUGGGAAACCUUCAGGAGGACUAUUAAAUGUGGAAUCCUCUUCUUCCCAAAAAUCAUCUCCUCUAAAAUCGCCUCCAUCUUCUGCUCCCUUAGUUCAAUCUGCUCGGCUUUUUUGGAAUUCUAUAGAAAAUAAUAAUUGUCUCGUUUCUGUUCAACAUUCAACACAAAAUCAGCAACAAAAUCUUCAAAAUCAUCCAAUUACAAGUACACAAUUACAUCAACAACAAUUUUUAAAAUCUAGACAAAAAUUUGCUGUAAAUGAUUCUAGUGGUGGGAGUGGUGGAGGAAAUUCGUUGAGUAGUAAUAAUGGAACGACUCAAUCUCCUUUUGCUUUUGUUGCAGGCGAACAGCAAAAACAACAAUACCAACAACAAUUUCCAACCAAAAAACCUUCACAUAUAUUUAAAAGAGCAGAAAGUUUAAAAGUUGUUGGAUCCUCAUUUAAUAAUAACAACAUAUUCAUUCCACCAAAUAAUCCACAACAUCAAAACCAAGCAGUUCAACAACAUCAAGCAGUUCAUCAACACCAAGCAGGUCACCCAGCAGUUCAACACCAACAACAUCAAGCAGUUCAACAACAACCUCCCCAACAAUUUAUGUUAUGGAGACAACAAACAGUUUCAUCAUCAAAAGAUUUGUUAAAGGAUCCAAAAGACCCAAUAAAGGACAGAAAAAAUUCUGUUAAGACAACAAAAAUUGUUUUGCCUGGCCCCCAACCUUCUUCAUUAAAAAAUAUUUUUGUGGGAGAAACAACAACAACAAAAUUUUCUGCUGCUAAUAAUAAAAAACCUUUGCUACCUUUAACUGCUGCUUUUACAACAACAAUAUCAAAUGCUGAAGAAGGAGGAGGGGAAGGAAGAACACCCCCAUCAGAAAGUUGUUCAUCUUCUAUAGCUGCUAGUCCUUCAGCUUUGUCAUCUUCUUCAAUGAUUAACAGCAACAACAAUUUCCCGUUUGUUACUGUGAGGAAACAAUCAUUACAACAAACAACACCACCUACCCAACCAACUUCUCAAAAGGAAAGUGAAUCGGAGCGCAAAGCAAAAUCUAAAUUAAAGCGUUCUACUAGACGUUCUACACAAGGUGUUACUUUAGAACAAUUAGGAGAAGCUGCUGGACAUCAUAAAAGUAAUAAUAAUGGAAAUUAUCAUUAUCAUCAACAACAAAAUUCUGGUGAUCGAAUUCAACAAGCUAAUGAGAAAUUUAAUUGCUUUAUGGAGGUAACUAAAGAAAAUCGUGAUGUCAACGAUGAAUUGAAAUUUUUAAAGAAGACUGUUCAAGACCUUCAAUUACAACAACAACAUUUAAAGAAUGAAAUUCUUUGGAGAGACAAAUUAAUUCAUGAAAACGGCUUUCUUGUUGCUAAACAGGACCCUAAUGAUGUCUUUAUUCAACCUCUACAAUAUUCUAGAGACUUUACUGACAAUGGAAUUGACCCUACUAAAAUGUAUAUAAUUUUCAUAUUUUAUUAUAAGGUCUGAAAACAAUUUUUAAAAAUUUUUUAAAAUUAAAAAAAAUUUUUUUUGUCCGCAAAAAAUUUGCGGACAUCCGCAAAAAAGUUGCGGACAUCCGCAAAAAAAUUAAAAUAUUUUUUUGCCUCAGGCAAUUCGACCCUCUACUUCUUUCUUAUGUAACAUUAGCUGCUGUUGAAAAAGCAUAUCCUGGCACCUCUGCUGUUGACCAAAAAAUUCAAAGAAUUGUUGAAUCGAACCGAAAACUUCGUCAACAAAUAGACGAUGCUGAAAAGACUUUGUAUAACUAUCGGUUACAAUCUCAGGAAAUUUUGAACUCUAAUGGGUCGUCAAAUAGCAGUAGUGAUGAUAGCCUAC
Molecule: messenger RNA, 3303 nt
Organism: Meloidogyne enterolobii
Lineage: Eukaryota; Metazoa; Nematoda; Chromadorea; Rhabditida; Meloidogynidae
Source: the annotation of a GenBank genome assembly